AUCACCGCAAUCCAACAAUUUUUGUAGUCUUCAGCUCUGGAACUGUACACCUGCACCACUCAGCAGGUAUUUCGGCAAGCUGCUCGAGUUGUCUCAAGUUUGAAUGGUGCUUUAUCCAGAUGGUAUGUUUGCACUUCCUCUCCAGAUAUUCCGGGAUUUAGAUCAGAGUUUAUAAAAAGCAAUUUCUGAAUAGUCUAAUCUUUGGGUGUUAACCAUUCUUGGGUGUGUUUUGACUCAUUAAUCUGUGGCAAAACUCCCGCGACUGAGAGCUAACUUUCUGACACCGGGCAGCAGACUCCUCUCUAGAAUUUCUCGAGAGCCGAGAUUUUAUUGUACGGUGCAUGGAUUCAAGACCACCUGUGCGAGAUGUAUUUGCGCAGCCCCAGAAAGAGCCUCCUCCGUGUUUCACAGUAGGGAAAGGUGUUCUUUUUCAGCUAUGCUUCAUUUUUGUCUCUGUGAAUGUAGAGCUGAUGCGCCUUGCCAAAAUGUUCCAUUUUUUCUCAUUUGUCCAUAGAACAUUCUCCCUUCAGUUUUCUUGCUUGUCAACAUGGAGGUUUAUUUAUUUUUAACCAUCGUGUCCCUCUUGCUCCUUUCCCAUGAAGUCUCUUUUGCUUUAAAAAGAGUGCGAUUGAACACUGAUCUAAUUUAAUCUUGGAGUUCACCUUCACUUUCUUUGGCAGCUAUUCUGGGCUCUCUUGUUACCGUUCGUAUUAGCUAUCUCUGAAAUUUCUCAACAUUUUUUUUCUCCUGUGGCCUCGUCCACGGAGGUUGAACAAUGAGCAAACAUUUCUGAAUAGUAUGUGCAACUGUGGUCACAGGAACAUCAAUCUGCGUAAUAGCGCCGCGGCUGUGGGUCAGUAGGGUAGAGGAGGUAGUACAGUGGCAGAUUCGAAUCCCAGCCCCACCUGUAUGUCCGUGGGCAAGACGCCAAACCCUAAUUUGCUCUCAUUAAGCCUGCCCGUGGCGCUUAUAUUGCAGCAGUCACCGUUGUAUGUAUUAUUGGGUGAAUGUGAGGUUUUGGAAUGCACUUUAGGCACUGCGAUAGUAUAGAUGAAGUGCAGUUCAUCUACCAUUUUACCUUUUCCUUUAAUGUGAUUGUCUACAAGUUUGAAUCUCAAAACUCUUUUGCUACCAUUGAUCCAUUUUUUGUGUAGUACAUCCCAUGUAACCAACCUCCACAGGGAUUGCUUGUCAUCGCUAGAUAGCCUUUACGUACGUACAUACAUGUGCAAAGACACAUUUCAUUUGUUGCCUCACUAUGUGGUCAAAUCAGAUGAAACCUGUUUCAGGUCAGCCAGGAUCACCAUUUUUUGUUGUUGGGGUGGUGUUCUUAAGUCUAUAAGCUUUCCCCCUUUUCCUGCAAAUAUAAUGGUGGUCAUUAUGGCCAGACAGCCUCACUUGACUUUAAUCAGACCAUAGGUUAGAAAUGAUCUCUCUUUACUGUGGUAUUUUGCAAAAUUAAGUAAUUUUGCUGAUUCUGACUGACCUGAAACAGGAGAGGUUAGUCUAUGUAAACAUCUAGCUUCAAAUGUGUGUGUGUGUGUGUGUGUGUGUGUGUGUGUGUGUGUGUGUGUGUGUGUAAUGCAGCGCAGCCCUAUGCGGGGUCACAAGCAAGACUGGGUAAAGCCAGACUGUUGCCUCAGGAAGAAUCCCGUACCGGAUCAGUCAUGGCCCGGGUUAACAUCGUCGUUCCUUUGCCAGCACCGUUAACCUCCAGGGCGUCGGUGGGAAUUCUGCUACUGUGGGUCAAAGACAAAGAAGAGGAGGAAAGCGGAUUCUUUGGCAGAAAGAAAAGAGAAAAGUACAGAGCCUACAAUUGAUGUUACAGGAAGCACUUCAUCAAGGAUGCGUGAAGGUCACGCUCCCAACCGUGUGGCGACUCGUUGUCUGGACAUAACGCCACACGACGACCACCUGACGAUAGGGCGCACACGCGAUCACAGAGAGCCCUUCCUCCUUCUGCCUCGAAAAGCAUAAGAAGAAGAAACUCCUCCCGAGUCACGGAACCGAGCCGUCGCCAUGAGGUUCGAGGAGAUCCUCAAUGAUGUCGGCGGCUUCUCCAACUUCCAGUUCCUGAUUUUGAGCAUCCUGUGCCUCCCGCGGGCCAUCCUGCCGCUCCACUUCCUGCUGCACAACUUUGUGUCGGCAACGCCCGCGCACCGCUGCGACCUCGGGAACCAGACCGGCCACCCGGGGCCGGGGAACCAGGACUUUAUCAGCCCGGGUGACGGCGCACGGAGUUCGUGCGGCGUCUACGAUGCGGAGCCGACCGCGGGCAACGUGACCCGGGAGAAGAACUGGACUGGCCCUUGCCCUAACGGCUAUGUUUACGACCGAUCCGAGUUCACCUCUACCACCGCCACAGAGUGGGAUCUGGUUUGUGAGGAGCGUAGCCCGAAUCAGGCCUUGGCUACGUAUUUCUUCCUGGGGGUUACCUUUGGUGCCAUCCUCUUUGGACAUCUUUCUGACAAGUUUGGUCGAAAGUCGAUGCUUGUGGCGGCAUUGGCGGGCACCACAAUGUUGGGCAUCACCUCAGCCUUCUCCAGCUCUUACGUGAUGUUUGCUGUGUCGCGGGCACUGAGCGGCGUGACGCUGAGUGGCAUGUCCAUUAUCGGCACAGUUCUGGGCAUAGAGUGGACGGACGUGAAACACCGCACCUUAACGAGCACGCUCAUCAGUUUGUUGUGGAGCGUGGGCAACAUGCUGCUGGCCCUGCUGGCUUACGCCAUUCGAGACUGGCGCCACUUAAUGCUCGCGGUGACGGCGCCCUGCGUACUGGCCUUAGUCAGCUGCUGGUGGCUGCCUGAGUCGGCCCGCUGGCUGCUCGCCCAAGGUAGGACCACUGAGGCCCGCGAGUGCCUUCUUCGCUGCGCUAAGAUGAACGGGCAGGACGCCAGCCCACUGCAGGCAGGAUUCUUGAACAAGGCGGCGGUGUCCGAGGAGGCCGACAAGCGUCAUUCCUACAUGGACCUGCUCAAGACGCCUCAGCUGAGGAAGAUUACGUUGGUUUCCGGAGUCUUCUGGUUUUCCGUGGCCUUCUUGUACUACGGCAUUAGCUUCAGGAUCUCGGGCUUUGGUGUCAGUAUCUACCUCACGCAGUUCAUCUAUGGUGCCGUCGAAACGCCCGCCAAAAUCCUGACCUACUUCGUUCUGGACUGGAUCGGCCGACGUAACGGUCAGGCAGGGUUUCUGAUCGCGACGGGAGCGCUCAUAGCCGUCAAUGCUGCCAUUCCACUCAACUUGUCAGUGCUUCGGACCUGUGUGGCGGUGGUUGCAAAAGGCUUCUCUGAAGCAGCAUUCACCACUGCGUUCCUCUACUCCGCUGAACUUUUCCCCACCGUUCUUCGGCAGUGCGGAAUCGGCUACACUUCCUGCCUGGGUCGCAUCGGGAGCUCGUUGGCCCCGAUGAUUAUGCUUCUUGAGGACACUUGGCUCUACCUGCCGCCGCUCAUCUUUGCCUCCCUGGGAAUACUCAGCGGCACGCUCGUCUUCCUGCUGCCCGAGACGCUGGACGUGCAUCUGCCCGAACCCGCGCCAGCCCAGUUAAAGAAGCCCUUUUGUCGGUGUUCAGACACAAGAAGUCGGAGGCCAACGACCACCGUAGCGGCGAGAUGACCGUCAACAGCACUGUGACAGCUGGGGCGCUGCGGGAUCGACAACUUUGAUUCGCUGACACUUGAAUCCACACGUCCGACUUUUUCAAAUGAAACAACCUGACAACUACAACAAAAUCCUUCUCGAGUGGAAACCAAGAAUAAACGAGAAUAUUUCUUUUCUUCUCACUAUACACAUGUACAAGCAGCUCCUCCUCCAGCAUAGACAUAUAUGUAUUGUAUUAAAAAUGUGUAAGAAAAAAAAAAUCUCCUGAAUUUUGUGAAAAAUCAUGAAACUA
This is a messenger RNA of Syngnathoides biaculeatus (alligator pipefish), 3892 nucleotides long. RefSeq names its product solute carrier family 22 member 7a (gene slc22a7a). The coding region runs from base 2020 to 3615 and encodes 531 amino acids. Gene Ontology annotation, biological process: transmembrane transport. Lineage: Eukaryota; Metazoa; Chordata; Actinopteri; Syngnathiformes; Syngnathidae. Gene Ontology annotation, molecular function: transmembrane transporter activity. The record is from RefSeq and is a predicted model, not a curated record. Gene Ontology annotation, cellular component: membrane. The transcript has 11 exons.